GAGGAGACGAGGAACAAGUGCUUGGACUAUAGACAAACGUGAAAGAUCCAAAGUGCACAAUUGUUCGACUUCGAAAGGCAGACAACUGGUUCAACCGGUCUCUGCAAUCCUUGUACCAAGUGCAGAAAUUGGCGGAAGGUACUUUGGUGCACAUUCGAGGGCGACGAUAUACCCAGCUGAGAAGAGUUUUGGCAACCUUAAAACGCGGCCCUACCGAUUCCCGACUCCCAGCAUAAACAUUCUACCGACUGUAACCAGUUUCGUGAAAGGAUUAUAACCGUACAGUAGUUACCUUAUACCCACGUUUCAAGUGCUUCGCACGUAUAAGACAUCGGCUACCUUGCGGCAGUGAUUAUUAUCGUUACGUGUAGUCUACGCGCAUCGCGAUGCAUCUAUGAACAGUUAAGGAUUCACCACGACAACUGCGUUACGUCGACGGUUUUUUUUAUCAAAGUGUUGCUGUUGCUGCGGUUACUGCUGCCCCAUAAUGUUUGCGGUGUUAAAGUUAUGCGAAUCGGAUUGUGUAUUUUGCAGGACGGUGGAUCUAACUUGAAAUGUUUCAAUGCCAGAUAUUUUAUCAUUUAUGUUUAUUAGUGGUCUGUUGAACUUUGAUCGGAGAAGUUCACCUGAACAAUAAUUCCGCCAUCCUCUCAACCUCAACCUUUACAAACACGUCGUAACUCUGCACGGUGGAUUCUGGUUUUUGACCAUCCGAUUCGCGUGCGUAGAAUCGAGAGUUUUAAACAGUUUCAUUCCGUGAUUCGCGCAGCCCUGAAGAGAGACUCAGGAAUAUUAUCAUCACCGACUUCAUUCGCACGUGUACUCGACGAGAAAUGUGCACGUCUGCAGAGAAGCGAAAGUAUUGUCCGCCGUAUGGGUGCCUGGGAUAGAAGUUGGUCCGAGGACGUGGGCGUUGGAACGACUCGUCGUGGGUCCGAGAACGUCGGGGUCUGCAGUUGCGAUGGUGGCGGGAGCCAAAUCCAGGAUCUACUUCCAUCAUCACUGUUGUGUCUGCGUCGUCAGUUCACCAGGGAGUUGUACGAGUGGCCGAUUCAGCCGUUGUUUAGAUCAAGGACGAAAUUAAAUAAAAAGAAACAAUAAAUGGGAAAGAUCUAAGAAGAGGAUAAAUUGAAGUUAUAGAACAAGUAAUACUAAUGUUGAUAGUAAUAGUACGAAGUUUCGUUUGGUCUCGGUUACAAUCGAUGUUGACGUAUUGCCUUUAACCCUCGAGCGGGUAAGAAGUCUGGGUAUAUAUAACUGCCUUAUUUUGAAUGAAGAAGAUUAUGAGUAGGAGUAAUAAGAGGAAAAAAACGGAUUCGAUUUGACGAUAUCGUUUCAAGUAUUAGUAAUCGCAACGAGCGGGUGCGAUAAUUAUUUGGUGCUAACGUGCGACCGUGUGCGUAGAGGGAGUUACAAAUUCUUGCAGAAGUGUAGUAAACGGGAAGAAGAGAAUUAAUACAAAUAUUGUAAUACCAUACAAAGAGGGGGGGACGAGGGUGCUGAAGAGAUAGAGAGAGAGAGAGACAGAGAGACAGAGAUAAAAAUAGAGAGAAAGGAAGAUAGACAGACGGUGAUAAUAAAAUCGCGAUUCGAUUGCCAUGGCUGACUGGGCGCAGUUCAACGGUCAAACAGACACCAUAUCUCACGGCUCGUCGAAUGACAACGGUAUACCCAAUGCCAAAAAUCAUCUAGAGGCGUCGAUCAACGGAGAUCACCGAUCACAAGUGGCCAAGUAUAAUGGAAACGUCAAAGCUUCCAGCGAGCCGAGCGAAGCGGACGAUGAUAAGGAGGAUGAAAGCGACUCUGCGUGUCGCGACGCCGGUGACAGCCAUUCGGCGGCGAUUCUUAACGAAAAACCGUUCGAGAAGGAGGGAUUCCAUUACACUUUCGAAAACGGUGUGAUAUCCGACUGCGAAGGCGAGGAGAUCCUGGACGAAAACGAUGUCAACCUGGAAGAAUCAGGUGGAAGAAUCCGAGAGGAAGCCAGGCUGGAAUUAGUCCAAGCCCAGAACUCCCCGAAGCGACCGAACAGCCUCUUCAAAGACGAGGUUUCCAGCCCGCGUCACCAAUCCCUCGACGAAGCUGCCAGGAUCUGCAACGACAAGAGUCGUUUGUACCUUGACGGUGGAGCGAUGACCAGGCGGCGUGCGGGCAGCGCCGAAAAAUUGGUCAGUAGAAAAUCACCCAGGGACGACAAGCAGGUACACCACGUCCAGUUCAACAAGGACUCGAAGCAGUGCUCCGAGGAACCACAUCCUAGCCCAAGUGCUUCGAUAUCGACAUCCAGCUCGAGCAGUUCGGAGGACAAUUCGAGUUUGGUGGCUCAGUUCUCCGAGGCCAGACCGCCGGACGGUGGUUGGGGAUGGGUCGUGGUCGCAGCCUCCUUCGUCGUGAACCUGAUCGCCGAUGGCAUCACCUUCUCAUUCGGCGUUAUAUACGUUGAGUUCCUCAACUACUUCGAGGAGGGUAAAUCGAAGACCGCAUGGAUCGGGAGUCUCUUCAUGGCGAUGCCGUUGCUCUCGGGACCGAUAGCCAGCUUCCUGACGGACAGGUACGGGUGCAGGCGGGUCAGCAUAGCCGGCAGCAUACUCGCCACGAGCGGCUUCGUCGUCAGCUCGUUUACCAACUCGAUGGGCCUGCUGAUAUUCACCUUUGGUGUUAUCGCCGGCUUUGGCUUGUCCUUGUGCUACGUAGCCGCUGUCGUAAUAGUCGCCUACUACUUCGACAAGAAACGUUCAUUCGCCACCGGACUCUCAGUCUGCGGAAGCGGCAUCGGAACCUUCAUAUUCGCCCCGCUGACACAGUACUUGCUUGUUGAGUACGGCUGGCGCGGGACGACUCUCAUACUCGCUGGACUCUUCUUCAAUCUUGCGGUAUGCGGAUGUCUCAUGCGUGAUCUCGAGUGGACGACGACGAGGGCCAAGGCGAAGACUGCCGAGAGGCGGAAAAACCGCGAGAGAAAACGAUCCAAGAUACAGAGUUCAAGCGCUGACUCCUUCUCAGGAACGAGCUCGGCUAAACCAAACAACAACCAGACCUCCCAUGACCUCAAACGGAACUUCACCUCGGCCAGUGCGGUCGGCAUAUCCAUUGACAACGAGCGCGAGGACGCUCAUGGUAAGAAGUUCUCCAGUCUAGUCAAUCUGCCGACAUUUGUCAAGAAUGGUGAGAAGGUACCGCUCGAAGUGCUCGAGCUAUUGAGCACCCAUAAGAACGUCUACAAUGUUCUACUGCAGAACUAUCCCAGUCUUCUGAUAUCGUCGAGGAGCUUCAGCGAUUCAGGCAGAUUUCACGAGCAGAUGGACACCAUAGCGUCGGAUAGGUUCAUCACUGGUUCCAACGAGCAAAUGGAUUCUAAGGACUCGGAGACAGCCAAGUCCGCCGGUGCUCUAGACGUAGGACACCAUCAGGUCACCGAGACUCCCAAAACGACCAGGGAUCAGGAAACUACCGCUAACCAAGACUCGCGGCAUCAUUUGGACGCUGCGUAUCUUUGGUGGCUCAAGAAAACUCAGCCUGAUUGUCCCUCUCAAAGGGCAGCUAUGCUCGAUCAUACCGCCUCGCGGAGGCUGCCGACCGCAUACUUCAAGGACAUCAGGGUUCAUCGGCACAGUCUUACCUACAGAGGAGCCAUGCUGAAUAUCAAGCGGUAUCGUCUUCGCGCAUCGAGCUGUCCUGAUAUUUAUAGAAACUCGAUGACUACCAUAGCAAAAACGAAAAUGGUCUGGUACGCCGGACUAUGGGAGUUCUGGGAUCUCAUUGUCGACAUGCUUGAUUUUUCACACUUUUCUGAUCUCAGGUUUCUUCUAUUUGCUAUUAGCAAUUUCUUACUGUACACUUGGUACGAUGUUCCAUAUGUUUAUCUAACCGACAAUGCUAUCGAGGUUGGAUUCAGCGAGAAGGAUGCCUCCUAUCUCAUAUCGGUUAUCGGGAUCGUCAACAUGGUUGGCGAGAUAAUCCUUGGCUGGGCCGGAGAUCGUGCUUGGGUGAACGCAUCCCUGGUUUAUGCGGUUUGUAUGGGUCUUUGCGGAGCCGUAACCGCGCUGAUUCCUCUGGUAGUUCACAAUUAUUACGGCCUCUGCGCAAUAGCCGGUGCAUUCGGACUGUUCAUAGCCGCAAAUUACAGCCUGACCAGUAUAAUCCUCGUCGAGUUAAUCACCCUGGAAAGAUUCACCAACGCUUAUGGUCUCCUGCUGUUGGUUCAGGGCGUCGCCAAUCUCAUCGGUCCACCGCUUGCUGGUUGGCUGUACGACAUCACGGGGACUUACGAUCUCUCCUUUUAUUUAUCCGGAUUCUUCAUUGCCCUCAGCGGGGGUCUUUUAGUUAUCGUGCCGUUGAUUGAGAAAUAUCGCGAAUGGAAGGCCGGAAGCUGGGAGGAAGUUACUCCCGAAGUGACGAGCCAGGAGUUCGAGAAAAUGAACAGCGUUUAGAGCACGCCUUAGCACAGAUUAUAUAGUAAUUUUGUUUAAAUUAAUUUAUUUUUUUUUCUUCAAAAUUCAUUCGCAGCGUAACGAGUUUAUGAUUCAUGAUUCGUGGUAAAUAAUCGUUGCAUAGAGCGAAAUUGUGGAGAUUUCCGAUUCGUUAUCGAAGUCAUAUGUAACGAAUAUGACAAAAGCCUUGAUACUGUGUCAUCAAAGCAAUGAGGAAGCCUAGUCUUCUUUAUUUUUUAACAUUUUUUGUCCAGGUAUUUGUAUACAUAUAUAAUAGUAGGAAAUCUUGUAAUAGACGGAAUUGAUGAUAACUGAAUGAUUACUGUUAUUAUUGUUGUUAUUAUUUAGGUACGUACUAGUAUGCUGAUGCAGAUGAUGAUUUCUUUUCAUUUCUUCUCCUUUCGGCAAUAACGUUGCCCUACAUCUUAGGAAAACAAAGGUGCGAAGCUGCACGUAAUAUUUUAUGUAGACUAUAUUCAUACCCCGUACACAUAUUGUACGUAAGUUACGUAGAGAAAAGAAAGUAAAUCACAAUUAUUAUACUAUCAUAUAUUUGGUUAAAAUUGUCGUAUAUCGAAAUGGAAGCGACUAAUGCCCCCCUUCGAAAUACAAUGUCAUAUACACACCUACAUAUAUCCUGUACCUAAUUUUAAUUAACAAUAAGACGAUUUUGCGAGUAUUCGAGGCGACCGGUUUGUUAGUUAGUCGAUUUACCGUGUCCGCGAUUAUUCACUUGAUAUUACUAUCGUCAAUUUCAAUACUAAAAUAUGUAUAUUCCGAUGAAAAAACAAAAACAAAAAUAAAGAUAAUUUGAGAGAAAGAAAAAAGAUGCGAAAAAAAAAACAAACAAUACUUAUCAUUACGUAGCUGAUUAAUUUAUGUGAUACAGAAUAAUGGAGUUUUUACGUAAGAUUUCAGAAUUGAUUAACUACAUUCAAAAUAUCGAUUUUAUUAAAAAUAUAAAUAUAGGGUAUGAUAUGUCAUAUAUUUCUAUUCGGACAAUCUAUAUAUUACAUUUACGUGUAUUCAUUCGC
Diprion similis is the source of this 5464-nucleotide messenger RNA. RefSeq lists its product as uncharacterized. Gene Ontology annotation, biological process: transmembrane transport; monocarboxylic acid transport. The transcript has 4 exons. Gene Ontology annotation, molecular function: monocarboxylic acid transmembrane transporter activity. The record is from RefSeq and is a predicted model, not a curated record. NCBI's taxonomy places the organism in Eukaryota, Metazoa, Arthropoda, Insecta, Hymenoptera, Diprionidae. The coding region runs from base 1599 to 4430 and encodes 943 amino acids.